Molecule: messenger RNA, 3584 nt
Organism: Helianthus annuus (common sunflower)
Lineage: Eukaryota; Viridiplantae; Streptophyta; Magnoliopsida; Asterales; Asteraceae
Exons: 7
Coding region: 1835-3211 (458 amino acids)
Source: RefSeq, a predicted model, not a curated record
GAUUCCUAUAAACGAAUUCGUGCCGUGACUGCUAGACAAAACCGACAACAUCGAAAACGAUGUUUAGAGAACAAGAAAAUUUCACAUGCAUCAAAGUUGACUACUUCUAAUGUUUCGCAAGUUUUACACGAUUCAAACAUGUUUACUAUUCAAGCUAAGCAUAACAGAAACUUGAGAAAGCAACAUUUAGAUUCCAGGAAAUUUAAUGCAACGUCUACGAAUUCCAUUGAUGUUGGAAAGGGUAAACGCAAGUUAUCAUCUUCCAGUCAAUUUACAUUUUUUGUCGACCAGAACGAGCAUGUAGGCCCACAUAUUUCUGUGGAUUUUCAAAAAAAAAACGACUUGCUAACAACACGUCAAAUAUAAUUCGUUCAAGCCCAUUAUCAGACAUAACUAAUGGUGUUACAAAGGGUAAAGAGAAGGUAUCAACAUACACUAAUCUACCAUUAAAAAAUGCUACUCAUGAAGAGAAUAGUUUUCAGCGGACGUCUCUUAGAUUGCAACAAAAAACUAUUCAAAAUAAGAGGCUUAAUACAAAUCAAUCAACUCCAUUAUCAAGCAUCACUAACGGCACAUUUUAUAUUAUUUACAAAUAUUAUUAAAUUAAAACAAAGUUACUGAUUUUACAAAUUUUCAGUCUAUGCUACUUUUGAUAACAACAUCGCGACACCACCAUCGUUUACUUCCAAUCUGAUUGAAAGCAUCUCUAUUUCUACCGUCAAUAAUGACUCUUUAUUGACCAACCGGCACUCCACUAAGCGGAAGUUCAAUCCCGUUGGUUUGGAUAUUCCUCAAUUUCCUACAGAUGAAUUGAACUCAUAGGAUGAAGAAGUAAUUAAAGGAAUCUCUAAAGAUUACUUGGAUCAUCUUGAUCAGGAUAAUGUAUGUCAAAUAUGUAAAGCUAAAUUAUGGAAAGCUGAAGCUAUUAGAGGUCAAAAAGAUGAAAAAUGUUUUUCUCUUUGUUGCGGUUAUGGAAAAGUUGAGCUUCCUCCGUACAAACAACCUCCUACAAGUUAUUUACAGCUAUUUGUUGGUGGUGAUAAGAAAAGCAAUUACUUCUUAAAGAACAGUCGACGUCUUAAUUCAAUGUUCUCCUUUACCUCGAUGGGUGGCAAGAUUGAUAAAUCAAUUAAUAAAGGAAGGGGCCCAAACAUUUUUAGAAUAAGUGGUCAAAAUUGUCAUUUAAUGGGAAGUUUGCUUCCUCAAGAUGGUUCUAAGCCAAAGUUCUCUCAACUUUACAUCUAUGAUACUGAUAAUGAAAUAUCAAAUAGACAGAAUGUUUUCGGUGUUACUUCAAAUAAAUCUCAAGUUGAUGAAGCCAUUGAUGUGGAGCUUAUACAACAAAUUAAAGACAUGCUGGAUUUAGAAAAUCCUUUUGUCAAGAUUUACAGGAUGGCUAAAAAUUGUUUUCAGGAAGACCCUCAUGUGAAUCUUAAGUUACAGCUUAUUGGUAAAAGAGAUAAAGACGGGAGGACAUACAACAUUCCGUCAUGUUCUGAAGUAGCAGCAUUAAUUGUCGGAGACAUUACCGAUUGUGUAGACAGACGUGAUAUUAUUGUUCACACACAAACAGGCAAUCUUAUACGUAUUAGUGAACUGCAUCCGUCUUAUCUUCCUCUUCAGUAUCCUUUGCUUUUUCCUUUUGGAGAUGAUGGUUAUCGCGUUGAUAUCCCACAUCGAGAGUUGCCUCCUGACAAAAAGAAACCCAAGAAGCGUAACUUGUGUACAAUGAGGGAGUUUUUUUUCAUACAGAAUUCAAGACAGGGAAGGAUGUUUUUCACUUAUUCAUAAUUCAAGAAGGCUAUUCCAACAGUUCUUAGUGGAUGCUUACACAAUGAUCGAAAGUGAAAGGUUGUUCUUCAUACGUGGCCACCAAAAAAACCUACGUUGUGAAACGUUCGAGAAUCUAAAGAAUGUAAAAAACGGUGGAGGUUUAAACGGCUCAAACGUUGGUACACCUGUGAUAUUGCCCUCAUCUUUUACUGGUGGAGCUAGAUACAUGAUGCAAAACUAUCUAGACGCGAUGUCACUAUGUAAGUGGUUUGGGUACCCAGAUUUUUUUAUAACCAUUACCUGUAAUCCCAAAUGGCCUGAAGUCAAGAGAUUUCUUAAAGACACCACCUUAAAGGCCGAGGAUAGGCCAGACAUAUUAUGCCGAUUGUUUAAAAUUAAACUUGAUGCUUUUGUUAAAGAUUUGAAGGACAAAUCCAUUCUUGGAAAAGUUCUAGCCGUUGUUUACACUGUAGAGUUUCAAAAGUGUGGACUUCCCCACGCUCACGUGUGUUUGUUUAUGCACCCUGAUGACAAUGUUCCUACAGUUGAUAAGAUCGAUCCCGUGAUUUGUGCUGAGAUUCCUGAUGAAAUCGAAGAUCCAGAAUUGUAUUUGCUUGUAAAGGAACACAUGAUGCAUGGACCUUGCGGUGCUGAUAAUUUCAAUUCUCCAUGCAUGAUAGAUGGAAAGUGUUCAAAAAAGUUUCCUAAGAAAUUUUUGGAGCAUACCUCAAUUGACGGUAAUGGUUUUCCAAUGUACAGAAGGCGAGAUUCUGGUAAAGAAAUUUACAAAUAUGAUGUUAGAAUGGACAAUAGGAAUGUGGUUCCAUAUAACAAAACCUUGCUUAAACGAUAUCAAGCACAUAUAAAUGUCGAAUGGUGCAACCAGGCUGGUUCUAUCAAAUAUUUGUUUAAAUACAUAAACAAAGGUCCAGACAGAGCUACCCUUUUGUUGAAACAAGGCAACAACGACGAUCCCCUUAAUGAGGAUACUGAUGAGAUUAAAGAAUAUUACGAUUGUAGAUAUGUAUCUGCAUGCGAAGCGUCUUGGCGUAUCUUUUCUUAUGAUGUUCAUUAUCGGACUCCGUCUGUUAUCAGGCUACCUUUCCAUCUUCCAGGACAACAAAACGUUGUUUAUGGUGCUGAAGAAGAUAUAGACGACGUUUUAAGCAAACCUUCAGUUGCUUCUACUAUGUUUUUAAAGUGGAUGGAAGCUAAUGCAACAUAUCCAGAAGCACAACAUCUAACAUACGUUGAAUUUCCAACAAAAUUUGUAUGGAAGCUUGAAAGAAAAAGUUGGGAACGAAGGGAAAGAGGCUUCUCUAUUGGUAGAAUUCAUGCUGUGUCACCCGCUCUUGGUGAAGCAUACUUUUUAAGGAUUCUUUUGAAUAAAGUUAAAGGCCCAAGAUCAUUUGUUGAGAUUUUGACAGUCAAUAAAUAGAUAUGCAAAACUUUUAGGGAAGCAUGUUACAAACGAGGUCUUUUGGAGGAUGACACUGAAUAUAUUGAGGCUAUUCAAGAGGCAAGUCACUCAGGAUCUGGGUAUUUUCUACGGUCUUUGUUUUCGACAAUGUUGCUUAAUGAGACUUUAUCUAGACCUGAAUUUGUUUGGCAAAAAACAUGGCAGUUCCUAUCUGACGACAUUCUCUACAAACAACAAAUGCUACUAAAAAGUCCAGGUACUAUAAUUUAUUUUUACAGUUUUAGUACUUACAUCAUUAAAAAACAAGAUUUGCAUUGACAUUACGUUAUAUAAUUGUAACAUGUUCUAUUUGUAAAAACAAUCCAUGAGUUGCAAUAAAUGCAAUUACAAA